Molecule: messenger RNA, 561 nt
Organism: Brenthis ino (lesser marbled fritillary)
Lineage: Eukaryota; Metazoa; Arthropoda; Insecta; Lepidoptera; Nymphalidae
Source: the annotation of a GenBank genome assembly
AUGCUGCGUAAUAUAGUUUUAUCUACGACCAGUAAAAACUUUCAGAUAGUGUGUGUUAGGCACAAACAGGCAAAAUUUCCAAAAAAUGAUAAGAAAUUACAAGCUGCUGGUGAAUCUCUCGCUGCAAGAGGUUUUCUUCGCCCAAACAAACCUUGGGAUCCACCAGUAGACAUUGAUAAGACUGUUCUUAAAAUAUGUGCUGAUAAUGGACUUCGAACAGAAUCUGAAUUUGAUUCACUUGAACAAAAAUAUACAGUACUAAAGGCAUGCUUUGAUGAAACUGGACAUGGUGUACCAAAUUCUUUACUUCACACUAUUGAAACUGUUGAGGACUUGAGAGAAUUUUAUGAGACUCCAGUUGAUACAUUGAGUCCAUUUGAUAACUUAAAGAAAAUGGAUUUACCAAAGAAUCUUCAUGUGCAGGAAGAUUAUGUUCGAUUCCAUCCAGAUAAAGACACUUUGUUCAAUGGAAAAACAGCAUUCCCCAAGAGUUCCACUAUAGUAUCUGGUCUAAAAACUAGGAAGAAGUAUGAGGGAUAUACUGCCAAGACGUCAUGGCCA